This is a messenger RNA of Fusarium oxysporum Fo47, 1670 nucleotides long. RefSeq lists its product as uncharacterized. The transcript is spliced from 2 exons. The record is from RefSeq and is a predicted model, not a curated record. Bases 215 to 1585 code for a protein of 456 amino acids. Lineage: Eukaryota; Fungi; Ascomycota; Sordariomycetes; Hypocreales; Nectriaceae.
CCACCAUCCACCUUUCUUUACUUACCAACAGUCAACGAACAAUCGCAAAAAACAUAUUCGGCUCAAAGAAGACGACGCUUGCCGAGAGUUGGAACAGAAACGGCCUCCCGAGACUGCCCCGACAUACCGUCGCGAAUGUAACCUCGGCAUCGGUCGGCAAGUUCAUCAGACAGCAAUCAUCCAGCUGCUCUGUGUCUCUGACCUAUCUUUCACAAUGCAGAGAUUAAAGAGAUUUCUUCUGAAAAGAUACUCGAGGCUCGACCAUGAGUUAUCUGCUCCGGAGCCAGCGCCGACGAAUCCCCCGACUUCGCCUGAAACUAAUACUGGCUCAUCUUGUCAUGGAAGCAUCAACCUUUCCAGAAUUGAGAGGCUACCCUUCGAGAUCCGGAAUGAGAUAUUACUUGCAGUAGACUCCAUCGCUGAUAUUUCUUCGUUGGUGCAUGCCUCACCCACCUUUCAUCAGCAGUAUCGGCUUGACCGAGCAUUCUGGCUAUGGCAUUGCUUAAAGCAGGAAUUAGGCAAUGUACUUAUUGAUGCUUACAAUGUCGAUACAUAUAACACACCUGAGUUCCGGUCGACAAGAACCCGCCAGAGAGUGCUACUAUACGUCGAAGAUUAUAAACUACAGCGGUCCGAGGGAACGGAGUCACUUUCUCAACCGCCCGAGGACGAUGUCAUCCGUAUCGCGUCUUUUCAUACCUCUGUCAUCCGUGCCUUUAUGCAGCAAUAUGCUACUUGGACCCGUGCCAGCUUGGAAGGCCUAUCUGAGCCAAAAGAUCUCAGCAGAACAGAAGCGAGGCGCAUUGUGCGUGGCCUGUACCGGUUCCAAAUAUUCUGCAGCCUCUUCGGCCCGGCACGUGGUGGCGGCAACUUCUUCUACGAUGAUGGUCUCCUUGAAGCUGAAGAGAGGCUUCAGCUGCUUCUUGACGUUUACGAGGCUUGGGAGAUCGAAGAGAUUCUCUGCAUCAAUGUAUUUGUGCAUGCCAAAUACCGCGUCUUGUUCGAACAGGUUGAAUGGGACUUGCAUCCAGAUAACCCUUCAUUCGACGACGUACGGACAGGUCCGCAUACCCCACCAGGGGCGUUCCAUCUGGCCAGUAAUAUGUUUGCAGAUUAUUACAGGAAUGGCAUAGUCUGCCGAGGACUGCCAGUUCUAUUUGCCGCCAUGGAGAUUCCAAGUCAUUCCGAACUAGUAAAGCUAAUAGCAAGUGAAAUUGUUUCAGUGGUAGACGACAUGGUCUCCGAAACAACAAGACCUUAUCAUCAAGACACAAGACGCGAGAACCACUAUUCCGAUCGCGACAAAGCGCAGGAUAACCGAGAGAAAAUGAGCUUCGAAGGAGAAAGCUAUGACUCGCCUCCAUAUGCAUGGGUGGUCUUCUGGAAAGAGUUGUAUAGCAACCUCUAUGGCGAUUAUGUACCACCGUCCUUUCGUCCCUGGGGGUAUGUUAUGUGGGACAAGAAUCGGCUAGUCAACGCUGAUGCUGUUGCCAUAAUCAGUCGGGAGUGGAAGGCCAUGUAUAACAGGCUCAAUGACGAAGGGGAACCGGAGGACCCGAGAGAUGAGAUGUUGGCUUAUCGCUGAUGUAUGGCAGCACAUAAUAAAGUGACUAUAUUUUUUAUAGUAGAAGAAAUGCCAUUGCCAAGGUGGGAAGAGAGGUAUAGAUUGC